This is a messenger RNA of Meira miltonrushii, 3279 nucleotides long. RefSeq lists its product as uncharacterized. The transcript has a single exon. The record is from RefSeq and is a predicted model, not a curated record. Bases 241 to 3018 code for a protein of 925 amino acids. Lineage: Eukaryota; Fungi; Basidiomycota; Exobasidiomycetes; Exobasidiales; Brachybasidiaceae.
GGAAGAUCCCCGCUAAGUCCUGAUGAAACUGUAUCACGUGAAUGUAUGCACUGGGUGCCAGGGCAAGCGCUAAUUUAGAGUGUGUGGUACCUUUAGUCUGUGUCGUGUAUUUGAGUUUUCGGAGUUUGAUUUAAAUGAAUGAAUGCCAUUCAAUCAUACCGGCGGAUCUCAAUUGCAGAGAAAACAAUCAUCACUUCAAGAGAAGCAAUUACUAGUAUGAUACUAUCGCCAUAAUCGAACAUGUUCUCAUCUUUACUCGCCGCUCCUUGCGAGGUAAAGUUGCAUUUACUUCAACAUGUUGUCUAUCUUCGUCCUCCAACACGCAGACCAACAGAAGAUGCACUUCCAACGGCAACAGAUGAAGUGGCCAGAGGAUUGGUCGAACUACACGUCCCACACGAUAGACGAAUUGGUGGCAUUCGUGUAAAAUUACGUGCCGUUCAAAGUGUUGCAAUUCUUCCCGAUCAACGUGAUAUGGUCUCUUUUGCUGGUGCAACCCCUAUUGGAUGGGAAGAUACAAUCUUGAUGGAAAAAGUUGUUGAAAUUGGCUUACCACCCGAAAAGAGCCAUGCAACCGUUCCAGGAGAUGAUUCAAUCUCUUCUUCGGCUGCAGAUAGAAGGGGAAGGAGCAGACAAGCAAGAAGUAAUCAAAAUAGUAGAAUGGUCACUCCCGUUCAAAGUCGUCCCACAAGUCCAAGAAUCUCGCUAGAAGAUGCUCCUCCAGAGUAUCAGGAACAUGAUUCUGCCUCACCAUCUCAUACCCCCCACGAAGCAAACAAUCAUGAUCAAAUCAAUCCCACUUCGAUCGGCGCUAUCAUGCGUGCCUUUUCUCGUGGAAGGCCUUCAAGUCGACCAUCAAGUCAAGCAGGCAGUCGAUCCGUAAGUCGAUCAGUCAGUCGAGCUGCGAGCAGAGAUCCUUCUCCCACAAGAGCGACAGAUUCUCCCAGACUGACGCCAAGCCAUUCGAACACAUCCCCUCUUGCAUUAGAACAAGAAGCAGAAAUUGAUACUUUGAACGGACACAUGAGCAGAACCGGUCUCUCACGCGGACGUGAUCAAGCAAGCGGUGCCCAUCCUCAUGCAAAUGAUCAUGAGGAUUAUUUUGGUAUCAUUGGAGCGAAUAACCGAAGAGGCCGAUCUCAUCUUGCUCCCAGUCCCAGCCCAAACUCAAUCCCAUCUUCUUCAGCCGUUAAUCACCGUUCAAUCACCUUAAGCCCUUCUCGCGGAGGAGGUGCUUCUAGAAGGCGUGAUGAGAGUCGUGUGCGCUUUCCAGGAAUAGGCAAGAGAAACGUUCGUGCUCCUAGUGUAGACACUGGAGCUCGUUCAUCUGCCAGCUCGUCAGAUGAGUUGGAUGGGUUGUUCCUUCAGAAAGGUGUGCAUGGAUUCGAAUUUGCAUUCAUCAUUCCCGCCGAUUCUCCACCAUACGAGAGAAGUCCAUAUGGAAGGGUGCGAUAUGUGGUCAAAGCGACUGCAUUCGGUGCGGGAAGAGCAAAGAGCAAUAUAGAAGCUUGGCGUGAUAUGUUUCCUGUUGUCAAUCCCUCUACGGACGGUGGACCGGUUCCAUUGACUGUUCUUUACAAUGAUUUGCACCCGACUGUAGGGCUGCUUUCGAUUGCAUGCACGGCAAACAAUAUCUCCGUUGGAGGAAUAUUCAAUGUCGACAUUCAUUCUCCCACACCUCCACCAGAUCUGAUGGUGUACCUGGUUCGAGUAUCUGUGGAAACCACGACAGAAUUACGAACACGAAAAAGAGGAAAGCAGACUGUACCCACGCAAAGGCAUAAGCUUUUCGAGAAAGGUUGGGUACCCCCGAGACCCAACGAUCCGCACGGUCAAGGAGAUGGAAAACGAUCUGAAGGUUUGAUUCGUGAUCCUACUAGACCUGGAUCGCGUCCUGAUGAUGCAUGGACUGUGCAAGGUAUUGCAAGGAUGCCGAAUGACAACAUCGUUCGAAGCACGACAAUUUCUGGAACUAGAGCAGCAAUUCGAUUCUCUCAUCAAUUGUUAGUUGAAGUUGUUCAUUCGCUCAAACCCGAAGUGGAAGGGCAAGAUAGAAAACUCAAAGUGUUUGCGUUGCGUCAACCGAUCACACUGCCGAGCUGUUGCGUUGCAUAUGAUGCUGUCAUUUUACCAGCCUACACUGCCAACGAUGGUUCGUCAAGACCCGUUGAAAUGCCGUACGAUGUGAAUGCAGGUGAUGAAUCGAUUUCGCAUGCCAGUCAUCAUCAAGGGGACGGAGCACAUGGAGAAAGUAGCCGUAGAGGUGGUGCUGCACAUGCAUCAACAUCUUCUCGUGUUCUUGGACCAAGUCAUGAAUUCUGCGUUUGUGGACAAACGUUGCGUGAUCUUUCUGAACGUGAACAAGCUAUGAUACCUGCACGAUCUUAUGCAGAUUUACCGUUAGACGGUCUAAGCCAUCGAAAGAUUGGCGAAUUGCCUUCCAAUCAGGGAGGAUAUUCGAUUGGCAGUACAUUGCGAAGAAGUACGAGUAGAAGCAGUUCAACAAGCAGAGAAAGUCGUGAAAGAAGUACUUCUCGUCAUUCUUUGAGUUUACGAAGAGGAUUGAGCAGAAAUCGCAGCCCUUCUGUUGGCAGUACGAUUUCCAGGAAUGGAAGACGGUCUAGUGUGACGAGAACGAAUAUUGGAGCAGGACUUUCUGUAAGUGCCAAUCGAGGUGAAAGUAGCUCCAAUGGGAUCUAUGCAAACGGCAUGGGCGAACGUGGUGAAGGAAUUAUACGAACAUCGAGAAGUGUGGACGGUUCCAAUACCACAUCAGCUCCCGCCAUGCCACCUUCUUAUGAACAUGUUGUGGAAGAGGAUAGCGCGGAAGAAGAUAUUUCAGAGAAUGAAACAAGGCCAAGUACGGCAAGAGCUGGUCAACAACCAACGAUUACAGUUGAUCAAAGUGGAAUACGAAGUAGUGCGGCAAGUAGUAGUACACAUAGCGCGACAGAAAGUAGUCUCAGUAGUGGAGCUGCCGCAGAUGAUGAGAGCAAAGUUGAAGUGGUUGAAAUUUAAAUUAUUGUAGUUUUAUAGUCAUCAUAAUGUUUGCUCAGAUUUAUUCUCUCUCGAAGAGACAGAAUAUUAUCAAUAUACCGAUUUGACAUUCCCCGGCCUACGCGGUUGAUUAGGCGAAAGCCGGAUAGUACGGAUAAUUUUGCGCUAUUCACUACGGCUCGAAUGACAGCCGGUCAAAUGUCACACAAUAAGGUGACUGUGCUGAACUUAUUCAUUUCGACCACCACCAUCAUCGUCAUCGUCAAAAGUAGCUUCUAUUGA